UGGUUAUGUCUUGGAGAAGAUACAUAAGCCAUCGUUGGCUCUUCCACCGAGAGAUCUUGGGGCUCGUGUGGUUUGUUCCAUCAAUACCUGCUAACAUCAGCUCCAAGUUUCCCACUAGCACCAGACCUUACCAAACACUGCCCGGUGCAUCAUCAUCAUCAUCAUCGCGAACCAUCGGCAUCCAGCACCAAACACCUCUACGCAAUAACAACAAUAAUGUCCCACCAAAAACCAACCUCCCGCCUCCUUACAACCCUGCUAGUCUCCCUCACCCUCCUCCUCUCCCCCUCCCUCGCCCUCGCCCUACCCGCGCCCGUACCAGCCGAACCCAGCUCCCCAGACGUCACAAAACUCUUCAACGGACUCGGCCACAUCAUCGUGCUCAACAGCACCUCCUACAGCGACGCCUCUCUAUCCUCCGAUAGCAUCGGCUGUCUUUCCGACGCCGGCUACGUAGUAACUGCUUCUUCUUCCAGUGACUGCGCCACCUUUUCCACCAGCAUCACUUCGUACCCGAAAACUAUUUCUAGUAAAAUCGGGGGGUGCAGCUUUGGAAACCAGGCGAUGCCGACGAACGAGGAUAGCAGGUAUGGGGCGAGACAGCAUGCUUGGAGCUGUAAUGAGGAUCCGGCGAUGGUGCCGGAGGGGGAGAGGUAUUAUACUAUUAACGGCUUCAAAUACCCCUUCAUCUGCAACGGCAAUCUCAACUGCUACUACGACAUCCCGCGGGCGCCGUCGUCCAAGGAAGAAGACAGCAAGGGGGAUAAGGUGGUCGUCUGGCAGUAUGCGUGGGGCAGCGAGCAGAUGGGGAUAACGCCGGGGCAUUUGCAGGUGUUGUGGAUGUGGGUCCCGGCUGGUAAGCAGGGUGAGGAUGGGAGUGCUGUGAAGCCGUUUUAGGUUUUCGUAAUAAGGUGUAGGGCAUGACAAAGAGCUUAAAAAGUUUGAUGUAAAGCUUGGUCCGUCCAAGUCUCGACCAAGGGGUUAAACAGCUUGUAGGUUUGCCGUCGUCAUGUUUGACUCGUUCAGCCAUGACACAAGAGAGAAUUUGGAAGUGGCAAGUGGAAGUGGCAAGUGGCAAUCAGUGAGCGGGCUUGGAGUAAAAAGGUACUUAGUACGGUAGAAAUAAUCGUUAUCAUUAUUUGUUUGCGGUUGUCAUUGCAAACCGUUAUGUGAG
Neurospora tetraspora is the source of this 1174-nucleotide messenger RNA. RefSeq lists its product as uncharacterized. The transcript has 2 exons. The record is from RefSeq and is a predicted model, not a curated record. Lineage: Eukaryota; Fungi; Ascomycota; Sordariomycetes; Sordariales; Sordariaceae. The coding region runs from base 217 to 897 and encodes 226 amino acids.